GGUCUGCAGCCAGUCACUUAUAAACAGUCUCUCCUGCCACCAUGAAUGAGGUCAAGGUGCAGCAAGUUGUGCGGAUCGAGAAGAAGCUGGGACGCUUGGAGCUGCUCAAUUGGCUAAAUGAAACGCUUCGGACUGACUAUGCGAAGGUUCAGGACUGUGCCGAUGGCAUAGCUUAUUGCCAGCUCAUCGACACCCUGGCACCGGGGCUCGUUCCCCUCCAUAAGCUGAGCUUCACAGCCCGGACGUUGGAUGACAACAUGAAGAAUCUGCGGAUCCUGGAGGAGGCAAUGUAUAAGCUCGGGGUUCGGAAGGACAUUGACGUGCCGGGACUUGCAAAGGGCAAGUUCCAGGAGAACAACGAGUUUUUGCAGUGGCUGCAUGCGCUCCUCCAAAAGAACAGUUACGUCCCUCCCGAUGCAUAUAAGGCUUUCGAGAGGCGCUGGGCGGCUCAGGAGCGCCAGAAGAAGGGCGCGGGGGGGGUUGGGAGUCGGUCUAAAGGGCGGCAGCACCAGCUGAAUAACAACCUGGUGCCGAACGAGUAUGAAUGGCACGAGGGCCCAGUACGAGACGCUCCCCCUCAGGCCAAACCCCCCAUUCUAAACGGCGUCAAACCCGCUCGCCCUUCCGUGGACACAGCAAAGCGACAGAGCAGUAACGCAGCCGAAAGCACCGGUCUUGACCCCCCGAGAAGACCGAGAGGCCCUGUUGGCGAAACGCCGAGCCUGGCCGCCCCUAGUAGAACUCGUCCCGACAGGGCCUCAGCUGACGGGCCGGUGUUAAUGGAGAGUAGAACGGCUGCUCGGGGGAGUGACGAUUGGAAGGGGUUGGAUGAGCGCGUGAGCUGGAUCGGGGGGACGCUCGGGCGCGGUAAAGAAGCCUGGUUGGCGGACCCCCUUUUUGCGGAGUUGGAGGAUUUGCAGUUCGAGGGGGGCAACAGCUUGAGAGACGCACGGGGAAGCGAGAUCGACGCGAGAGAGGCGUCGCGAAACGCGAAGGGGGAUGCGAGAAACAAGAGAGAGGAUCUAGGAGGAGAGCGACUUUCAGGGAUUGAGUCUCAUCGAACGAGCGAACUAGACCGGGGAGCGAGAGCGUCGAGCGAGCAAGAAUCGGGGAGUGAACGGAUGAGCGACGCCGUGGGGGGGUCGAGAAGACCUAGCGGCACAGGCGGUGAGAGUCGGAGAGAUAGCGAGCAGAAGGGGGGCAAAAUAAAGUCGAGCGCGCAAGAGCGGGGGUCAAUAGCGUCAGGCGGCGGGGGGGUGGCACAAACGAGGCGGCAACAAGCGGAGCUUGAGAGCCUGAUUGCGUACUUGGAAAGCGAGCUGGUCUCGCGGUUGCGGGCAUUUGCGGACCUCAAGAAGGAGGUGAAGCUGGUGGACGAAGAGAGAAGGUUCUAUCACGAAAAGCUGCGGAGAUUGGAGAAGCUAUGCGAGCAUGCUCACUCCGUUGAUGCCGUCACUGAGAUGGUGUUGCACGUGGUCGACAUUCUGUCCAAUGAAGACGACUGUCCAGCCAUUAAGGACGUGUUGACAAGGACUUGAUCUGCUUUUUACUAGAAAGUAAGCAAGGGUCAGGUACUAACAAACAGGCGCGUUUCGACGACCAAGGUCACCGUAUUGGGUGGUAGUCAAUAUCUGUUCACAACGUCCUUAAGCUUUGGUUGCGGUGCACGGUCUUUGCUGAGACCCCUCUACCGAGGCGCUCAGUCACUCCCAGUGAUUUGUUGUGAGACAUCGUUGAGGAGAUGUUGGAUCACUAGGCAGGUCCUGUAAAUGCUGCCUAGCAUGCCGCUGCUGUUGAUGGAAUUCACUGGGCCUAAGGUGCACAACUGUAAUCAUACAUGUGCUUUCAAGUUUG
Molecule: messenger RNA, 1854 nt
Organism: Klebsormidium nitens
Lineage: Eukaryota; Viridiplantae; Streptophyta; Klebsormidiophyceae; Klebsormidiales; Klebsormidiaceae
Source: the annotation of a GenBank genome assembly